This is a messenger RNA of Bacillus rossius redtenbacheri, 5774 nucleotides long. Its product is annotated as tRNA endonuclease ANKZF1-like. Gene Ontology annotation, molecular function: protein binding. Bases 680 to 2971 code for a protein of 763 amino acids. The record is from RefSeq and is a predicted model, not a curated record. Lineage: Eukaryota; Metazoa; Arthropoda; Insecta; Phasmatodea; Bacillidae. The transcript has 13 exons.
GCGGGCGGCAGUGACUCAUUCAGAGCGCUUUCAGAACUACUAACAUUUUUUAUUGAAGUUUCGUCUGCUUCGCUGGAACGUGACGGAGGGAGAAACUAUAACUUGUAACAAGUUACGUAACUUCUUCAUGUCAUUCAACAAAGCAUCUGGUUUAUAAUAAAACAAAAGUACGAACGUCUAUUUAGCUUUUUUUUAAGGUUAAUAUAUUUUUACAAGUUCAGUUGGCCGUGAAUUCAGCAGUUGGUGUCAUUGAGCAUGAGCAUUGCAUCACCCAACCGACACCCAUACUACAGGCUGAGGGUGCCAGGUGCAUAGCAUCAACCAGAGAUGGAUCUGCUUUACGAUUACUUUGCAUACGUCGAUGACAUGGACGAGGACCUCGAAUUUCACGAUGAUUGCAUAGAGCAGGAACUCUCGCAACAAGCCGAACAAGGCGACCAGCAGAAGUCCGAAGGAUGAGGCUGCGAAUACGCGCCCCCAACGGCUUCAACACAAGAGGAGGGAGCGCCAGCUAAGCGGAAGGAGUUACCCGCUCGAACCGAAAUCGCCACGUGGCACACGGGUGACAUGGGUGUCUGUGUGGCCUGCCCGGUGGGACGCCACCAAAAGAAGUAUUGAUUCUUGAAACUUUGUGAAACAUUUGCAGGGUUCAAUGUUUUGACACGCAAGAAAUUUAAAUAUGGAUUACAAAACAUACAAGAUUUAUGAUGGUGAGAAGUUUGUGGAUGUAACACGCGGCAUUAAAGUGGCUCAAUGCAUGAAGUCUCCAGAAUCCAACAUAAGCGAAGGCGACGCAGCGAAAGUCCUGGCCAAGCUGGAGGACCUGAGCGUGUCGGAGACGCUGUUCUGCUCGUUUUGCGACGUUGGCUUCGGGGACCAGUCGCAGCAGCGGCUGCACUACAAGCUGGACUGGCACCGCUACAACCUGAAGCAGAGCCUGCUCGGCCGCAAGCACGUCUGCGAGGAGAGCUUCCUGCAGCUCGCCGACGACGUCUCGAGUAUUUCGGGAUCUGAAUCUGAAACCGAAAGCGAAGAUGGGACGGCAGACAGCUCUGGUGGCAUGGGGCAGAGCGCCUUGGCCGGGAGGCAACCAAGGAAGAAAAGCAAAAGGAUCCACUUGUCGAGCUCGUCAGACGAGGAAGGAGAGAAGAUCGGACUCAACGCCACCGAGCGACAGACUUAUAGGCACCCAUCGAGGCAUCCAAAAGUAUUCUUUGAAAACGAGGAUGGUAAAAUAUUCUCUUUGUACCGAUGCCUGCUGCAUGGGAAGAAGAAUGUUCAGGAGAAAGAUGACGCGCUUGUUUCGUUAGCGCUUCAGAGGUACGAAAAAAGCACCUGGCUCAUCAUUAUGCUGGGAGGCGGGCAUUUUGCCGCGGCUGUGUUUCAAGGCAGCCUCGUGCUGGCCCACAAGACAUUCCACUCGUACACGGUGCGCGCGAGCCAGGGAGGCACGCAGAGCUCUCGGGACGCCUGCAGCCGGGGCAGCCACCCCAAGAGCGCGGGGGCCAGCAUGCGCAGGUACAACGAGAUGGCUCUUGCACAGCACAUCCAAGAUAUCGUGGAGCUGUGGGCACCUUACCUGGACCAGUGCGAGCUGAUAUUCCACCGGGCGGUCGGCCACAGCCGCAGCGUCCUGUUCGGCGGCCGCAGCCCGCUGCUGAACAAGGCAGACCCCAGGCUGCGCAGCAUCCCUUUCCCCACGCGCAGGGCGACCUUCAGCGAGGUGAAGCGCAUCCACGACGUCCUCUCCACUUUGGAAGUUUACGGGUCUGCUGUAGACUUCCCCAAGACGUUCCCGCAGUCGCCGCGCAAGAAGUCGUCCUGGACCCGCCCCGCGGCGGACUCGGACGCAGAGGUGGACGGCACUGCCAAGAGCGUCGAGGCGAUGAGCAACGGGAACCCGGUGGAAGGCGCUCGGGCUCCUGCAGACGAGAAGCCGGUCGAGGCGAGCGAGGGGAAGGGGGAGAAGAAAGGGAGCCCGCGGGGCCGGCCGAUAGACCGGGCCAAGGCACGCAAGUCCCCGCACCGGCCGCUGCCGGAAAUCGUCAUGCGGCUCGCGGCCGACUCCUCGGACAGUGAUGCCGCAGACUGCGAAGUCGGGUUCUUGGACGAUACUGAGAUAUCAUUCGGUGACUGUCUGCAAGAGUUCGGGGACACUGUCCCCCAGGCAGUGAAGGAUAGGAAGAAAGGUGUGAGGAAGUGCAGCAGAAAGAAGAAGAAGAAUAAGCUGAUCAAUGACACUGUCAAAGCAGGUGUUCCAGAGGCGGAGCCGAGCGCGGUGUCGCGCGCGAGGAAGGCGGUGUCCGCGGCGUGCUCCCAGGGCGACCCGGAGCUGCUGGUCGCCGCGGUGUCGUCCCUGGGGCAGGAGGCGGUGCUGCAGUUCCUCAACGACCCGGUGGCGGACGGCGGUGGCACUGCCCUGCACGUGGCGGCUCGUUGCGGCCACUGCAGCGUGGUGAGGAAAUUACUUGAGCUUGGCUGUGAUCCAUGUAGCAAAAAUGUGAAAAAUCAGCCACCGUACGUGGUAGCAGUGAAUAAAGAAACUCGGAACGUCUUCAGAAGAUUCAUGGGAGAGUUUCCUGACAAGUAUGAUUAUACCAAGUCUCAGAUAUCCAGCCCCCUGUCAGAUGAACUAGAACAAAAGAUGGCGGAGAAACGGAGAGAAAUGAGGAAAGUAAAACGGGAGAAGGACAAACUCAGGAAGCAAGAAGAAGAUAAGAGACGCGAGGAAGAGUCUGAGAAGGAGAGGUUCCUCAGGCUCAGCGAUAGGGAGAAGAUGGCUCUGGCAGCAGAGCGACGGAUGCUGGACCAGGCAGCACGGUUCGGUGGCGCCAAGCCGGCGGCGGUGCGGUGCUUCCUCUGCGGCGCCGACGUGACGGGACGCGUGCCGUUCGAGUACAGCGGCAACAUCUUCUGCACCAUGAUCUGCCUCAAGGCCCACCGGGUGAAGGGCAAGCCUCACAGGCUGUGACGUCCCUCUCCAUCUCGAUCGCAUCGCGCUGUGCAUGAUCCAAGCUGAAGAAACUGAGUACAAUGUGUGUGCAGAGAAUAUACCUACCAAGUUAUCUGUGAUUAUUCAUCCUGCAUAUUGAAACUCUUAAAUUAUACAAUCAGUUAAUGAAUAUUCAUAGUUCCAAAGCAUUAAGCAAGUACGUAAUUAUAACAUUUUUGUGAUCAUCUUGAAAGGUAUUAGUAUUACAUUUGAGUUUAAAAAAAAAUCAUAUUCUCUCUUUAUUAAAAAAAUUAUGAGUUGACUAGUGAAGCCUUAUAAAAGUCUUAUUAUUUAUGUUUCCAUUACUUUAUUAUUCUUAAGUCAGAAAUCUGCAGCUUCAAAAGAUUUUGUACAAAAAAAUUUGUUUUCAGGAGUUAAUUUAAUUAAACAAUAUGUAUAUUUCAUUUGGAAUUGUUGUAAAACUCCUAAAAUGUGUUGAUGGUGCUUGUACUGGUAUAUUGCCUCGUUUUAAAUUUUCCGAUAAUGUUAAAUUAUAAUUUAGUGGUGCACCGAUGUGGAUACAGAUGAACCGUAACCAGCGAUUAUGGGUACUUUCCGAUUAAUCGUAAUCUGCGAUUAUCUUAACGAUUACUUUGCCGAUUAUCUACGUCCCGGCAUAAUUAAGUAGGUUUUUACCGUGUAAUAUUUUGUUACACAUUUUAGGACGAAAUACGGUAAUAUUUGUACAUAUUACAAAAUUAAUCUAACUCCGUCAUAUCAUAAUUACAGAUAUUUUGUUAAGUUUAAUAAAUCUCAUUGCCUCGAACAAUAAAAAAUACAUUUUUCCUACACGUUUAUUUACGUUUCAUCUUUUAUUCUGUCUUUUGUUUAGUAGCCUUGUACAUUACCUAUAGCCAGAGACGUAAAAUAGAUGGCACGCAAAAAAAAUACCACAAGCAGUUGCAGUAGAUUCUAUGACAAUCAAUCUUUUCGAGUCGUAGUAGCGGUUCAAAAUCGUGGUCCUGAUUCCUUCAAGAGUUUAUCACUGCGUUUUACAAACUCGUUAUGGGUGUCUUUGGUAAAAUUAUCCGUUGUUGUGUUAUUUGUAUGUGACGUGAAAAGUGAAAAAGUAUUUAUAAUUUUAUAUAUUCAGUCAACAUAAAUAAAAUCGCAUGUGCUAGAAUUGGUUUUGAGUCAUUUUUAUAUAAUUACAGUGAGAUGGCGAGUAGGGAGAAAAAAAGUGAAGUGUGGAAACAUUUUUCUAUAAACUCAAGUGAACAAAAUAAAGCAACAUGUUUACAUUGUUAAACGGUAAUUUCUCGAUGCAACCUUAUGUGAUAGUCUAUAAAAAUGCUAGUUUUCCGCAACAAAAACUUACCCAUUGUAAAUUACAAUUAUUAGACUGUAGUUCAAGUUGUUUACAAUAACAAAUAUAAAUAGAAGUUAAUUUAAUUUACACUUUGCAAUGACUUAAUAGUGUAUUUUAUAUAUUUUUAUACUGUUAUUAUAACUAUUCUCAAUUUUUCCUAAUCUUGUUAUUAAAUUCACAUGGGUAUAAAAAUUUUUGUGUCCAUUAUUACACUUUAAAAAUUUUUUCAUUAUAAUCGGUAACUGAAUCGGUAUCUGCCGAUUAUUGCUCUCAUAAUCGGUAAUCGAAUCGGUAAUUGGUAAAGUCAUAUCGGUGCACCACUAUAAUUCCUUUGGGUUUAGAGCAGUAACUUAACAAUCCAGUCUUCCUGGUUUAUUGGAGUUUUAAGAUGUGUUAUCUUCCCACUUAAGUGCUCUUUUGAUGACUAUGAGGUGAGUUUUCUGAUUUGCAUUAGUUUCCCCCUGAGUAAUUGAAAAUUUAUGAGAGUUUAUGAAAGUUGUGACACUUACUACUACAGUAGUGCACCCCUCAACCGGAAUCAUUGGGGGGAUGUCUAUUCCGGUUAUGGGAAAAUUCCGGGUAAGGGGAGUUGCGGUAGGGCCAGCCUCCAGGCCGGUUGAAUUACCUUCAUUCAAGCAAGCUGGCAGGCACGUGUUUCUUAUCUCUGUGGGUGGGUGCGUGCGUGAGCGAAGAGGUUGAUAAAGAGGGUUUGGGGGAGGUAGUAGGACUACAGCUGCAGUGUUGUGUUACUUCUGUGUUGACGUGCUAGUGAUUCACACUUCCUGGAGAGUGUAUAAUCACUGCCACGCACAGUUUACAUUUCACACACACAAGAAUACAUAACACUUCAAGCAUCUCGUUUAAAAACACAGAGAUAGAGAAAUACAGGUAAAUGUAGACUGUUUAACCAUAUAUUAACGUAUAAAUAUGUACAUAAUACAUAUUUGUACACUAAAUUAUUGUCUACAAACUGAAAGCAUCACACAUUGGAAGUAAAUGUUACUCGCUAUUACGUGUGUCAGUGUGUGUAGUGGGAGUCAGUGUAGAUACUCUCGGGCCGGCUGGAAUUUCCGUUUACUUGACAUAGUGAAACAAUAAAACUACUUAUAGCAUAAUCAUCUUUAUAGUAAUUCACGUAUGACGCGAAAACCAAUGGUGUAUUUACACAAUUCACGGGAAAGACUGGCUAUAAUUAGCUCUCUGACAGACGUGCGCGCACGUGCCUACAAGACAUGUACAGUCAGGUAAAAGCAAAAACGCCUCGUUCCAAUGCGGAAAUGUUUUGGAGAUGUUUUGUAAUGUUUUAAUGUUUUUUUGGAAAAUUAGUUUCGGAUAUCGGGAGUUCCGUUUGUGGGAAUUACGGUUGAGGGGUGCUCUACUGUACUGCCGUAUUUUAUUUUCCAUGCUUCAGUAUGUGCGUGCUACAUGUUACGUUUAGAGAAUUCUGUACUUAAUAAACAGUCUCAAAAAUUA